AUGAUCUUUGUGAAGAAGAAGAAGAAGAAUAUUUUUCUCGAGAAGGACGAGCUCGCGCAUUUCAACAGACGCAGGAAUUUCAUUGCGAUGAAGAAGUGCACUUUGAAGAAAAUUGGAGACUUUAGUACCCUCCCUGCUCUCGUGAAGAGCUGGGACAGUCAGAACCCGAUUCCGCGUGGCAAUGAAGGCGCGGAAUCUCCACAUAUCAACGAUUCUACUGAAGAAUCUACGGCACCUCUCCCAUCCACCUCAAAGCUGGCGGUUAAGCGCCGGAAAGCUCGUGCUCACAAGGCUACGCGGAAAAGAGCUAAGCAACCAGAGUACCGCAACGACUUCAGUGCUGAUUUAUUAUCCGAGUAUUUUGGUGACGUAAUGUCUAAACCAAGCACUGAAUUUGAGCAGCAGUCCGCCAUUAACAACCGUGGCACGAACGAAAAGCCCCGACUGAAGAAACCCAAACGUGCAUUUAAUGGCAGCGAUUGCGAUAGCGAGAGCAGCGAAUGGGACUCCUGUGCGUCAUCUCUUGGGCCGUGCGAAAAAGACGACGAAGACGAUGAUGAAGAAGAAGGCGGUGACCAGCUUUUGCAGCAAGAGGGAGGCGACGGAGAAGAAGAUGAUGAAGAAGAGAGCAAAGGCGACUCGAAUGCACCUGAAAUCUUGGCCGCCGAACUGUGGGGGCCGGCUCAGGGCUUAAUGCCACCUGAAGUCGAGGAAGUUUUAAAUCCGCGACACCAGUCAGGCUCACCAGCACCUCUCAAUACUUCUUCGCCAGCUGAAGUUCCUCCUCCUCCUGUUGCAGCUCCUCCGACUGCUGAAGCUGUCCUACUGCAAGUCAUCAAGGAAGCUAAGAACUACUCUGGAGCGAUAUCGUCAAGCUCGGAAUGGACCUCAAGGCUUUUUGACUUGCUGGGAGUGUCGACGGGGAGCUUUCUUGAACAAUUAGGCAGACCUUCGCCUGCGGACUUUGUCGGUCUACUCGAGCAAACCGUGAAACCACUCGCGGAGUGGUCCUCGCUCGCGGGCCAGGACGAUGGGGACAUGGCUGCGAGCAUCAACCGGAUCGUGGAUGCAGCUACUCUACUGCCGUCGAAAGCCAGCGCAGAGGUGAACGUGGAACCAACAAUGGAGCAGAUUCGCACGCUGGAAGCAGACGUCGAGUCCACCUCGGAUCCCGAUCGAGCCAAGCUGCGGCGGAUCAAGGCGGAGGAGAAGGACAUGGAGGUUUGCAUGAAAAUAACGGGCCUGCUGUCCGCCCAGCGGGAACGCAUCGACUGCUAUGAUCAAAUGAUCACGGAGCGUCAGGGCUGCUGCCAUACUGUCGUUGUCCCAGCGACCCCGGGUGGCUCGGAAGUGGCACGGGAGACGUGCACAAGGGCUAACGAGAAGGCGACCAAGUUGUCGGAAGACUUGUUCUAUGCUUCCAGCAGUGUAUUGGGCGUCAUGGACGACCAAUCGCGCGACUUGGUGUAUAAAUUCACUUUUGAGCAGCAAGUAUCGACUCUAAGAUGCAAAGCUGCGGAGCUCAUUUCAUGCGCUCUGGAAAAACACGGGGAUCGACUGGGCACUUCGCUGUUGGAAUAUGUGAUUUCCGCUCUCGGGCGUAUGGACAAGAUGAAAAAACACCUUGCAGGUUACGAGUUUGCCUCCACACGCUAUGAAGACACGUACCCAAGUGACCAAGAAGAAAGAAUGAGGUCAAGAUAUGACGAAUUACAAGGGUUGGUUGAUACGCUAAGGACCGAGAUGAGGGGAGUUAUCACCUCGCAGGCUAACCUGUGGAGACCAGGGACAGAUCGUGUUGAGCGGCUAUUGUGUGAAGCGAAGGACCAUGCAAGGUUGCUGAAUUCGAGGGUUGGUGAGGAGAUAUUGAUGGGCGAAGGCGAUUGUAUUGAAUGGAAGUAG
Phytophthora sojae is the source of this 1902-nucleotide messenger RNA. RefSeq lists its product as hypothetical. The transcript is spliced from 4 exons. The record is from RefSeq and is a predicted model, not a curated record. The coding region runs from base 1 to 1902 and encodes 633 amino acids. NCBI's taxonomy places the organism in Eukaryota, Oomycota, Peronosporomycetes, Peronosporales, Peronosporaceae.